AUGAUUGAUAAUCAACAACAGAUUGAUUCAUUGAACAAUGAAAUCCAAGUGUUGCAAAAGAGAUUGGAAAGUAAAUCAAAAGCAUUCUCGAUAUUGAUCAAUGAACUAGACGCGUUAAAAUAUGAACGAAAUCAGUUUAAAUCGCUUGCUGAUAGUCUACAAGAAAAAUGCGUUCAAUUGAAAAAGCAAGCAACGAAAAAAAAUGAACCUCUUAGUGCGAGGUAUUCGUCUCAAACUCUUUACGAACAUCCAAAUGAUACAGAUCCUAAUUCAUUGAAAGACAAGGAGUCGACAGUUCAUCUACUGAAAACAGCUCUAAAAACUGUUCAAGAUGAAAAAGAAGUAUUACAAGCCAAAGUCGAUGAACUUACUCACGAACUUGAUGAUGUCAAAGGCGACCUAUCGAUUUUUCGUCAAAAACGUUAUCGCACUUGGAACGAUGAUCAUCAAGGAGAGAAUGAAAGUCAAACUGAUUUACUGGAAUGUUUGGAACAAGCGAAUGAACGAAUUCUUCAUCUCGAGAAUGACAUCAAAUCACUCGUUUGCCAAAAGGAUGAACUUGAAAUCGAACGUGAUUCAUUCAAAGAUAAGUCGACUAAACUGAAUAAAAUGUUGACGAAGAGCGAAAAUUCAUUUGUUGAUGUUGAACUUGUUUUGUCUGAAAAUCGGUAUCUCAAGGAAAAAUUGAAUGAAGUCACUCGAGAGAAAGAUCUCGCUAUCUCUAAUGCUCUGAAGUAUAAAGAAUUACUUCAAACUCAUCAAUCAGAACGAUUACAAUCAUCAUCCGGCGGAAGUGUGUUAACUUAUAAACAAGUGCGAAGUUUGAUUAAUCAAAGUUAUAUGCUCCCGAAUACACCUGAGAAUGAGAAUGAUUUGCGUGCCAUUGCUGAAGCGCUGUUCGAAAAUCUCAAAGAUAAAAAUGUCACCAUUGUUCAUCAGAGAAAGAUCAACAAAAUUUUGGCUAAUCGGGUAGCCGAACUAGAAAAACGCCUUGUUCAAUGUAAAGUUACUUCAAGUUCUGGACAAACCGGUUCACUUAUUGAUCUACUUGAUCGAACGCCGAGUCCAGACGAUAACAUGUCUCAAUUUGUCAAUAAUACUGAUAAUUCUCAACAAUUGUCUUCCAAUCAAGUCUUUAGUUUUCCAUCAUCUUUAUUAACUGAUGCAUCUUCGAAGCUUCAAACUUUAAAACACGCCACAACAUCCACGAAGAGUACAUUCGAAUAUCAUCAAUCAACGGAAACGAAAAAUCGAUCCGAAGGUGCUGAUCUCGAUAUGGAUGAUCCAUUACAAUCUCCUCCAUUGACUUCAUCACUCGCUUUUCUGAAAGAUAGAGAUCUGAUUCCAUCGUCCACGUCAGAUUUUGAUUUUCAUCAUUCCAAUACAGAUGACACCGAGGAUCUUCUGAAAAAAUCUCGACAAUCUUCGAAUUCUACAACUAUAACCAAUCUGGCUUGUUGA
This is a messenger RNA of Adineta ricciae, 1461 nucleotides long. NCBI's taxonomy places the organism in Eukaryota, Metazoa, Rotifera, Eurotatoria, Adinetida, Adinetidae. The record is from the annotation of a GenBank genome assembly.